AUGGCUGAAGGCAGCCCGGGCGGCCCUGCGUGCAGCGGGGUGGCAGAUCGGCAGGAGCCUGUGCCCAGCAGCGGCGGCUGCAACUUCCCAGAGUAUGAGCUUCCGGAGCUGAGCACUCGCGCCUUCCACGUGGGCUCCUUCGGGGAGCUGUGGCGGGGCCGACUGCGCGGGGCCGACGACUUGUCCCUGGAGGAGCCUCGGCCGCCCGGGGGCCGAGGGGGCGCCGACUGGGCGCGGGAGGACGCCGCGGUGGCCCGGGAUCUGGGCUGCAGCCUGGAGGCGGCUGCCGAGCUGAGGGCGGUGUGCGGCCUGGAUAAGCUGAAGUGCCUGGAAGAAGGCGAGGACCCGGAAAUUAUCCCUGAGGACGUGGACCUGGUGACUUUGGGAGUUAGGAAGAAGCUCAUGGAACACCGGGAAGAAACCAUAACGAUAGACCGGGUGUGCAGACAGGAAACAUUUGCUUACGAGAUGGAGUCCCGUGCCAUCGGGAAACGGCCGGAGAAUCCAGCUGACCUGGUGGAACCGGGGGAGCUGAUCCUAUCGCUGAAUAUCUUGUACCCUGUCAUCUUUCAUAAGCACAAAGAGCACAAGCCGUACCAGACGGUGCUGGUGCUGGGCAGUCAGAAGCUCACCGAGCUGAGAGAUUCCAUCUGCUGCGUCAGUGACCUCCAGAUCGGAGGGGAGUUCAGCAAUGCUCCAGACCAAGCCCCUGAGCACAUCAGCAAAGAUCUAUACAAAUCGGCCUUCUUUUACUUCGAAGGAACAUUUUACAAUGAUAAAAGAUAUCCCGAAUGCCGAGAUCUGAGCAGGACUAUCAUUGAGUGGUCUGAAGCCCACGACAGAGGUUAUGGGAAGUUUCAGGCGGCGAACAUGGAAGAUUUCACCUUCAAUGACCUGCAUAUCAAACUGGGCUUUCCUUAUUUAUAUUGUCACCAGGGAGACUGUGAACACGUGGUGGUCAUUACUGACAUACGACUUGUGCAUCAUGACGACUGCUUGGAUAGGACACUCUACCCCCUUCUUACCAAGAAGCACUGGCUGUGGACUCGGAAAUGUUUUGUUUGUAAGAUGUACACUGCCAGGUGGGUGACAAACAAUGACAGUUUUGCACCAGAGGACCCAUGUUUCUUUUGUGAUGUUUGCUUCCGAAUGCUCCACUAUGAUUCAGAAGGCAACAAGCUGGGAGAAUUCCUGGCUUAUCCUUAUGUUGACCCAGGAACUUUUAAUUGAUAGAAUAAAAACGUCCUCUUGGACAAUUAUUUCCAAGAAAUGCCACUGAAGAAAAGGAUCUACCUCCUGAACCAACUGCUUUCAUUACAAAAACUAUAAAGUCCUGCUACUGGUUUUCUAAAUGACAUAACUUUGAUUGUAUUUCAUGCUUAGAAAAAGGAUAUAGUAUUUAUUAAAGUGCACUUUAAACUCAGAAUGCUUUUUGCCCAUUUUUAAGUGGGCUGUAUGUGUCAUUAACAAGGCAGAAAUGUGUCUUCUGUAUUCUGGAGUACAAGUCUCUGUCAGACGUAUGUACUGAUUCUUCUCGCCCAGCCUGGCCUGCCUGUUCAUUCUAAUUCUGUCUGGACUGCAUUUUGCUAAUGAUAGGACUCACCAAGUAGUUGAAGUGUUUUGAGUCUUUGAAGAAUGUGAGAGCUGCCUACCAAGAAGCUUCCAAGGUACAGAUCCUUCAAAUACAUACAAUGAACUGAGAAGUUAAACACCGAGUAAAUUUUAAACAAGCAAGAACCGUGCUGUAAAUUAAUCAUAGAGUGGACUGCUCUUAAUAUUAAGGGGUGUUUGGAUGAAAAACAGGUGUUGGUGACAUUUAACACACUUCAGAGUUCCUAAGCAAAACAAGUAUAUGAUCUUGACAGAUCAGAUGCCCUCAAAGAAGUAAUGUGUAAAUUGGAACUUCAUUUCUUUGUAAGAAAUAAUUUAAUCACACCAGCUUUAAGUGUAUGACAAUUUAGUUAUGAUGAUUAAAAAAUUAAACAAUCCUGUAAUUUAUGCAGGAUGAGUGGGACCAGAGUAAUCAAGACUUGUGGGUGAGCUAGCUCAGGCUUCUCAAACCGAAGCACCCAAUUCUGCCAGCCCCCAAAUCGGUUUUUUGGGGGCUCUGAUUUCUUAAAUCAUUUUAUAAUCCCUUUAACCAAUAAUCCUAGUAGUAAGUCAGUCUGAUCCAAAAAAUGACACACACACACACACCCGAAUUUGAAUUCAGUAUCAGAAAAUUAUAGCUAACCCUAUUUAAAAUAUCUUCUGGAAAUCUUUACUGUUUGAGGGUGGAGAAUUUAUUAAAAUUGUAAAGUGGCAUAAAUUCAA
Messenger RNA from Echinops telfairi (small Madagascar hedgehog), 2313 nucleotides. RefSeq names its product small nuclear RNA activating complex polypeptide 3 (gene SNAPC3). The record is from RefSeq and is a predicted model, not a curated record. The coding region runs from base 1 to 1230 and encodes 409 amino acids. The transcript has 9 exons. Gene Ontology annotation, cellular component: snRNA-activating protein complex. Gene Ontology annotation, molecular function: RNA polymerase III type 3 promoter sequence-specific DNA binding; core promoter sequence-specific DNA binding; bent DNA binding. NCBI's taxonomy places the organism in Eukaryota, Metazoa, Chordata, Mammalia, Afrosoricida, Tenrecidae. Gene Ontology annotation, biological process: snRNA transcription by RNA polymerase III; snRNA transcription by RNA polymerase II.